This is a messenger RNA of Amphimedon queenslandica, 1503 nucleotides long. RefSeq names its product oxysterol-binding protein 1-like. NCBI's taxonomy places the organism in Eukaryota, Metazoa, Porifera, Demospongiae, Haplosclerida, Niphatidae. The record is from RefSeq and is a predicted model, not a curated record. Gene Ontology annotation, cellular component: plasma membrane; perinuclear endoplasmic reticulum; cytosol. Gene Ontology annotation, molecular function: sterol binding. The transcript has 14 exons. Bases 91 to 1395 code for a protein of 434 amino acids.
UUAAAUUAACAAUAUACAUUAGGCUAUUAGCUCUUGUGCGCUGUUUUCUCUUCUUUCCUCUUAUUCUUUAGUUCACAGCCCGGGGAACCAAUGGCCACUUCUAACGACAACGACGUAGAGUCAGGAGAUGAACUGUUUGAAGAUGCAGUUGAAGUCCAGCAGUCAACUGCCAAUGGACACUGCGAUGCUAAAAGGAUGCCAGUAGCUAAUCCUGACGCCUUUGAGUUCCUCUUCCCAAUGCUACUAGAGCAAUCUUCGAUAACAUCUUUUAGAAAAAAGCUCCCGUUUCCAAGAGAAAGGAGCACAGUUGGACUGUGGGCUUUCUUAAAGAACCUCGUUGGUAAGGAUGUGACUCGCAUAUCAAUGCCCAUCACCUUUAAUGAACCGAUUUCAUUUUUACAAAGACUGUGUGAGGAUGUAGAGUAUAUUGAACUCUGUCACAAAGCAGCAGAGGCGGAAACAAUUUACGAUAGAUUAGCAUAUCUAGCUGCACUAGCAUCAUCUUGCUACGUGUGCACUUUAACUAGACACAGUAAGCCGUUCAAUCCAUUGCUUGGUGAGACAUACGAGUUAGUUAGGAAAGACUUAGGAUACUGCCUCAUUGCAGAACAGGUAAGCCAUCAUCCUCCCAUCACUGCUCUACACUGUGAAUCGGACAAGUGGGUAUUUUGGGAGGAGUACAAACUAGACAUCAAAUUCAGAGGACAGUGGGUUCGUAUCCAACCGACUGGUUUAGUUCAUUUCAAAACAAAGUUAGACGGUUACCAUUAUUCGUGGAACAAACCUCACACGACUGUACACAAUCUCAUUAUCGGCCAGUUGUGGGCGGAUCAUGAGGGCGUGGUCACAGUAACCUCACACCAAACAGGUGACCGGGCCGUGGUGAAUUGGAACCCGCACAGCAAAUCAAAGGAUAACUAUAAGCAGAUUAAUGGUGAAGUGACGACUAAGGAUGGUAUUGUCAUUUAUAAUCUCGAGGGACGAUGGGACAAAGGAAUGGACAGGGUUGACCCAGAUGGUAGCAAUAGGAACAACUUGUGGACUGCACACGAGCCACUACCUGAUAAUGACAGACAGUAUGGAUUCACUCUUUUCUCCAUGAGUCUUAAUGAACAUGAUGAUAGUGUUGAGUGCCCAACUGACUCAAGAAGGAGACCAGACCAAAGGCUCCUUGAAGAAGGACAGAUUGAAGAGGCUGGAGAAGAGAAGGUAAGACUAGAAGAGAAGCAGAGAGCAGCCAGGAAAGCAAGAGACAAGAAGAAGGAAGAAUGGAAGCCCAGAUGGUUCACAGAGAAGUUUGAUCCAGACACUAAUACUUCUUAUCACGUGUUUGAUGGUCACUACUGGGACGCUAAACUGAACAAGGACUAUACAGUAUGUCCCGAUAUUUUCUAAUAUUUCUCCCACCACCUCCUCCUCCUCAAUAUAAUAUUGCUAAAAACACCAUUAUAGCUACUUUUCUGCUUAUUAUUAUUAUUAUUAUUAUUAUUAUUAUAAUUUGUC